CUUUUAAAUUUUACAUAUGGUAAAAAGACACAGCAGGCAGAUUUUGAUGUAGAGGGCCAAAUGAGGGGGGGUCGCGGGCCGCCAGUUGGACAGCCCUGUUGUAAAUAAUACAAUAAACACAGGGAAGUCUCCAGCCACUGAAUUGCAUUGUACCUAUCAUCUGAUUCUUCUAUUGGCUGUAGUCCUAAACAAUUAUAAUAUACAUAAUUACAUAUCACCCUUAUUACUUGUAACAAUUAUGUAUUUAGGAAAGGGCAACUCAAGCAAAAUCCUUAAUCAUUAAUUUGUGCAUGUUAGCAUAAUCAACAAAGAGAAAGCUAAUUCUUGUAAUUCUGCAUUUAAAUGGGCAUUUUCCAACCAGUUAUAAAUUAAUAAAUCAAAAAUAUGUUUUGUAUUGUAUGUAUCUCGCAUAAUAAACAAGAUGCUUACAAACACUUUGUGAUCAUCUGCCUACUUUCGUUAUAAUCAGUCUCUUUGAUCAAGUUUAGUAUGAGAUUAAGGCUUCCAGAUUGCAUGUGAGUUUCAUGGAAUAAGUUCUUGUAAAUGCAUUUAGGCUAUGGGCACACAGGCUGUUGUCAGCUUGAGUAUUUCUGCAGGCUGAGAGAUUGAUUUGAAUUCAACCAGUCUGUGUGUGGUAACACAUUGACCUCAGCUUUAGCUUCACUGUGUGUGACCACACACAGGCUGGCCUGAUGCAGAUCAAUGGAGCAGGGACACUAAGCAGAUCUGCUUCUCUCAGCCUGCAAAAAUAUGCAGGCUGACAACUGAAGCUAACAACAGCCUUUGUGCCCAUAUCCUUAGCAGUCGCAUCAGUUGACUUUUGUUGUUAUUUCUGAGAAUGUACAGUAGUUACAUGCCUUUCCAUUCAUGCUCUCUAAAGUUAAUGAAACCCACCCAAUCACACUUGCCAAAUAUAAAUUGGGACAGGUCACUAAGAGGGCCCCAUACCUAGCCCAAUAAGCUGCCAACUUGGUUUGUAGGGGCUUAUUAUCAUCUUUAAGAAAUGAUCCUGUUUAGAGUGUGAGAGCGGAGUGAGUUCCGAGAAAGACAAAAAAGUUUUAAAUUAGUACUUUAUAACUGUAAAAAGUAUAGAUUGUUUUGUAUUCAUUAAAAGAAUGUGCAGGAUAGAGUUUAAUUCAACAGGUGCUUGAUGUAUCAGUUGAUAAGGAAGUGAGAAAAACGUCAGCUUCUCUUCAGUUAUUGUCAGUUUUCAUGCACAGGACAAAGAUACUGAAUUACAAUUACCAGUGGGUAUAGAUAGUAAUUUUUUAACUCAAGAUGUAUUAGAGGCUAUAGAUCAAUUAGAUCUGGUAAAUAGUACUAACAUUAUGUACACACUGGGUGAGACAGAAACUGCAGAAAAUACCAAAAUAAUACACACUGAUUUAAAGGUAAAAUCACACUUUAACCCCAUAACACAUCAGGGACCAUUUGUAGAGAGAUUUUAUGAUUUGGUAAUCUCAGAUUUAAAAAAAACUAUCUGAUAAACGUGUGAUAUCAUACAAAAACAAUUUAAGCAAACAAGAAUACCAAGCAAUAAACUCUCAAAACGAAUAAUAAUAUAGUUAUAAGAAACUCGGAUAAAGGGGGUUCUAUAGUUAUUUUAAAUCGUGAAUAUUAUGAAUCAGAUAUCAAACAACAACUUGGAGAUACCAAUAAUUAUGUCAAGUUGGAGGGAGAUCCGACACUAUUAUUUCAGAAAAAACUAUAUGAUUUUUUACAAUAUGGUAGAACUGAAUGUAUAUUAAAUGAUAAUGAAUUACAGUAUCUACAAGUGGAAUUUCCUAAGAUCCCUAUUUUUCAUACUUUCCCGAAGGUACAUAAAGAUCAAUAUAGACCUAAAGGACGUCCUAUAAUUGCAGGUAUUGGAUCCCUGAAUGAGAAAUUAAGUGAAUAUGUUGAUAAAUUGAUACAACCUAUGGUAGUUAAUUUGCCUUCAUACUUAAGAGAUAGCGGAGAUGCCAUUAGCAAACCAACUGAUAUGGAAUGGAAACGGGUACAUCUGGGUUACAAUGGACGUUUCAGCUCUCUAUUCAUCUAUAUUACAUCAAGAUUACAUGCUCUAUAUUUUUAGUUAGAUGAGAUGAAACUAUACACCCCACAUCAGAACCAGUAUAUACUUGAUGCAGUGGACUAUCUACUAAGACACAAUUAUUUCAUGUUUGAUGGUCAAUAUUACUUACAGAGGUGUGGCACAGCAAUGGGGGCAGUUUGCCCCCUCAUAUGCCAACCUCUUUAUGGGGUGGUUUGAGACACAUCACAUACUCAUUGAGAACAAUCCCUAUAAGAAAUACAUUAAAAAAUACCAUCGCUAUAUCGAUGACUUGAUCAUCAUUUGGGAGGGGGACAACCAACAACUAGAAAGCUUUGUAGAUUACUGUAAUGAUAAUAAUAAUAAUAUACGGUUUACAUAUAAGAGUGACCAAUUAACAAUGGAUUUUUUGGAUAUACAAUUUACAAUUAAAGAGUCAUGUAUCCUUACUGAUGUGUAUAGGAAAACCCUAAGUAGAAACUCAUUACUACAUAGGCAUAGUAGUCAUCCAGAACCACUGCUGAGGGGUGUACCGACUGGGCAGUUCAUCAGAUUAAGAAGGAACUGCACCACUUGGGACACCUUUCACCAGAGAUCAAUGGAACUCUGGGAUAGACUCACAUCCAGGGGCUAUGAAACUGACUGUGUCAAAAAAGCCUAUGAGAAUGCGAUAAUGAAAAAUAGAACUGACUUGUUAAAAACAACAAAAAAUAAUAGAUACAAACAAAAAGACAAAAGGAUAAGAUUUAUAACGACAUUCAGUACAGAGGCCAAACAAAUACAAAGUAUAAUUCACAAACAUUGGUCUAUACUUGAUGCUGAUCCUAUUCUAUCCAUUAUGGACCUUAAGAAACCACAAAUAGUAUACAGACGUAGUCCUAACCUGAGGGAUAAAGUGGCACCAAGUAUGCUACCAGAUAUUAAUAAAACGGACAACAGCAAUUGGAUGAAAGUCUUGGGCACUUACAAAUGUGGAGCGAACAUAUGCAAAUGCUGUCGUUUUAUUAACAAAUCAGAUCAAUUUCAGAGUACAAACACACAAAAGUGUUAUAAAAAUAGGAUGUAUGCAAAUUGUAAAACCAUGAAUGUUAUAUAUCUAGCCACAUGUAGGUGUGGACAACAAUACGUAGGCAAAACUACCAGGAGAUUGAAAGAUCGUGUCUUGGAACACCUGGCUUGCAUAAAUAGAAGGGACUUUUCAUCUGCAAUAGCUGAGCAUGUAAUAGAUAAACAUCAGGCGAUGGAGCAAUAUGUAACUUUCCAAGUAAUUGAAUUUAUCAAACUUGGUAAGAGAAAAGGGGAUAUAGAGGAUAAAUUAACAAAGAGGGAGUUUCACUGGAUAUUGACUUUGAAUACUGCGAAACCAAAAGGACUUAACAAAGAAGGGGAUAUAAAGUAUUUUAUAAGAUAAUUGUGUGUGUUUGACUUUCGCAUAUUGACUCUAUCAUUAUUAUGAUGGAGUUAAUGUGUGACAGUCUUUUACAUAACAUCAUUAUGUGUAGAACCCCCUACUUUUCCCAGGUACUUCGACAAAUUCAUAACAAUAACUAUUUUGAUUUUGAUUGCAAUAAUUUCUUUUCAUACAGUAACACCAUUGGCUCAAUUUGGUUUAAUUUUUUAAUUUCUUGAGUAUAUUUUGUCCAAUACACUGAAUUUAACAGUAUAUAAAAAAUAAAUAAUGGAAAACAAAAAUUGAACGAAUGACCUACUGUAUGACAAUUAGUCGAAUGCCUGUUCUAGCUCUCAUGUGGCCAAUAUAUAUAUAUAUAUAUAUAAAAAAUAAAAGAGAAUGAAUUUAAAUAAAAACAUAACCAGAUAUAUAUAAAAGGAGGUUUAUUAAAUCAGAAAUAUACAAAAGACCUUUAAACAUAAUUUUCUUGCUCUAUAAAUUACUUUAGGUACUAAAUAACAGUUAAGAAGUUACAAAUGUUUCCUUUUGCUGAAAAAAGUGACAGAAAAUAAAUAGAUUAAAUAGAUACAUGAAUAUAUACAAAGAAAUGUAACUUUAUACAAUAUAGUAACAUAAUUAGCCCUCGUAGGAAAUAUACUUGUUUUUAUAGUCAUGAAUAUGUGCAUUUAGUGUUUUUAAAAAACACAUAAUAUUGCAUUUAGUGAUUUUAAAAUACACAAUAUUUUGACCUGAACAAGGGGACUGGAGAAAUACAAAAAAAUUUUUCACUAUAUUUAUUUUAUUUAUUUAAAAAUAAGCUUUUGCAGUUGAUGUUGGAUAUCAGUAGUGGAAUUUUCUUACUGGUUUAGGUUUUAGCCAUAUGUACCACAAAGUGUGCCAAACAUGUUUGCUUUAUAUGCUUUUUUCCCACAAAGUCAAAAGUAGGAACUUCAGACAGGACCCUUUGUUUGCUGUAUUCAACUCCCCACUAUACUUUAAGGUUCUGUUUGUAGGUAUUGCAUUACUGACAGGAAUCUUCAUUUAAAGUAACAUUUUUAAAUAUUGGCACUAAAGAAAAACCUAAAAAAUAGGAACACAGAUGGUGUAAGUAACAUUGUCAAAAUAAUACAGCAUUUUGGUCAAGAGUACGCUCAUUUUUAGCCUUUCUACUUUUCUGUCUUCAAAAUAAAUGGCCACUUACUUACGAUAUGUGAGACGGCUAGACUUUUUUGAGAAACCGAAUUAUGAUUAUCUAUAGACACUUUUCUCAGAGCUGUUCGAAAGAAAAGGAUAUACCUUUGAUUAUGUUUACGACUAGGUUGGCAGGCCAAUUCCUACCCCAGGUGGAUCUGUGCAUAUAGAUUCUGGGACCUCUGCAAUAACCAGGGAGAGUCAUGGGCACAGGGAGCGGCCAUCACAAACACAGCCAUUGAGAAACCAGGUCAGU
Molecule: messenger RNA, 4869 nt
Organism: Xenopus laevis (African clawed frog)
Lineage: Eukaryota; Metazoa; Chordata; Amphibia; Anura; Pipidae
Exons: 2
Coding region: 2166-3443 (425 amino acids)
Source: RefSeq, a predicted model, not a curated record